ACGGCGGCAGUGAAUCCAAGUGACUUGUUUACCCAACCCUCCGCCCCACAAACUCUCUUCUCUCUCUUUAUCUCGCUUCAACCUGUCAGUCAGUGGUUCCUUCCCAUCAGUCUUCUCGACACAUAUAUAACCCCAAAUCCAAUCCUACCAUAUUUCUCACUGGAGCACUACUACUAUUAUUAUUACGUACGUAUCAACUGAUUACUUCCUCGGUUUAUUUGGCACGCAAAAGAUCCUGCGAAAACUCUAGAUCAUUAGUAGAAAUACAAAGCGAGCUUAAGGAUGUUGGACUGGGGCCCAGUUUUCGUGGCGGUGGUGCUGUUCGUUUUGUUAUCUCCGGGCUUGCUGUUCCAGUUGCCCGGCAGCCAUGGCUGUGUGGAGUUUGGCAGCUUCCACACAAGCGGUCCCGCCAUCAUGAUUCACUCCCUCCUCUACUUUGGUCUCAUUUGUGUCUUUUUGUUGGCCAUCAGGGUUCAUUUUUACGUUGGUUAACUAAAAUUCUUAAGUUACUCCACCUCCUGUGUACUGAUCGAGGUAAAAAUGGACACAAUCUGAACAAUGUGAUCAGCUUUUGUUUCAUCGAUAUUCUGUGUUACUUCAUGAAUUUGUAACAUUUCAACUACAAUGUUUGGGAUUUUUCAGCAAUAAUAUGUAAGUUUUUGGCGGCUUUGAUUAAUUGAUGAAGGGUGGUAUUCUUUUUUUUUUGCAAUUUGGGUUGGGAAAGUAAAAACAGUGGUAACAUUUACGUUGGAUGGUUGAAGCUUGGAUUUCGAUCAUUGGAUUUCGAUGUGCCUAUUUCAUUGAUGAUUGGCUUAGCUCUCACUCGUGGAUAAAGCGGACUCGAGCGAAAUAGCGGGCGUGGUCCAUG
Pyrus x bretschneideri (Chinese white pear) is the source of this 868-nucleotide messenger RNA. RefSeq lists its product as uncharacterized. The transcript has a single exon. The coding region runs from base 283 to 492 and encodes 69 amino acids. The record is from RefSeq and is a predicted model, not a curated record. NCBI's taxonomy places the organism in Eukaryota, Viridiplantae, Streptophyta, Magnoliopsida, Rosales, Rosaceae.